GUCCCUCUUUUCCUUGGAUGUGCUUCUCGAGAUCUCACCAGUCCCGAUCGAGGCAUCACCAGUGUUGUGGAUUGUCAUCUUUCGGAGUCAACGUUGAUAUCUUACCGUAGUUUAUGAGGCCAUAGGAAUCGGUUGUUUACAGGAUGAGGGCCCAUUGGGGUUCUCUGUGGGCUCUGUUGGUCUGCAUUGUAUUAGCGAAAGCGCAGGACUAUACCGAAGGUUACGACGAAACUGCUUGUGAAUACGAUGGAGAGUACUAUGAAAACGGCGAAGAAUGGAGCCCUGAUGCGUGCACCUCGUGCAAAUGUGUCCUUGGAAACUCCAUCUGCGACACAGAGGAAUGCCCUCCUAUAGAGUGCAAGACCCAAAAGUACAUUCCCCUCGGAAAAUGCUGCCCCAUAUGCGUCGAGGAUGAAGAAACUACAGAACCGGAACAAACAGUACUACCGCAAGGGCCAGAUGAACCAUCUGAAGUACCACGAGAAGCUGUAGAAACUGGUUAUCCCAUUGUGCCUAUUCCAGGACCACGGGGUGAACCUGGAGAACCCGGAACUCCUGGAUACCCUGGCGAAAGAGGAGAACCUGGUGAAUCUGGUUCUCAUGGAGUUCCUGGAAGACCUGGUCCCCCUGGUCCACCUGGUGAUCUGAGUGCUUGGUUUCAAGGUCUGGCAACACAGCAAGGCAUUGGAGGAGAUAAAGGACCAUCUCCAGAUGCUUUCCAGUUCAUGCAAGCGCAAGUGGGGCCCGUUGGACCUCGAGGAUCACCUGGACCUCCUGGACCAUCAGGCCCUCAAGGAUUUCAAGGACCCCGCGGGGAAACUGGAGAACCAGGACCACCCGGUGCUCCUGGACAUGCUGGAGAAAGAGGACUUCCUGGAUUGCCUGGAAAAGAUGGUGAACCUGGUGAAGACGGUAGGCCUGGACCUCCUGGACCCCCUGGCCCUCCAGGACCUCGUGGUCUUCCCGGCAUGCCUGGUCUACCUGGUAUUAAAGGACACAGAGGCUUCCCAGGUUUAGAUGGAGCUAAAGGAGAACAAGGGCCUCAGGGUGAAAAGGGAAUGCAAGGACCUGCUGGUAAAAUGGGUGCAACUGGACCAUUGGGUCCGCCAGGACCCCGUGGAGAAAGAGGUCGUGAAGGACCAACAGGUCCUCCAGGUAUACGAGGAAUUGAUGGCUUACCCGGCCCACCUGGACCACCGGGACCUAUUGGUAGACCAGGGCCACCAGGAUUUCCAGGAUCACCGGGUGCUAAGGGCGAUGCUGGACCUUUUGGACCAAAAGGAAGUCAAGGAUUACAAGGACCUCGAGGGGAACCUGGAAAACCCGGCAUUCCUGGUGAACCAGGACCAAUGGGAUCUCCUGGAAAGGAUGGUGCCCCAGGAGAGAAAGGCUCAGCAGGAGAAUCUGGACUUGCUGGACCCCCUGGAUUUCCUGGAGCAAGAGGACCUCCUGGGCUUUCUGGAAGCCCCGGGUUACCUGGACCGAAAGGAUCUCCUGGCAUACCUGGAGAAACGGGCGUGAAAGGAGAAACGGGAAGAAAAGGAGAACAAGGUGGACCUGGACCUCGAGGUCUUCCAGGGACGCCGGGACAAGCUGGAAAAAGAGGCAAGGCAGGCUCGGCAGGAUCACCAGGUCCUCCUGGUCCGCCUGGGGAGCGCGGUAUUCCUGGAGCUCGAGGAGUUCCAGGACCAGAUGGACCUUCAGGAAUGAAAGGCUCUCAGGGCGACCAAGGUCCUCAAGGUCCACAAGGACCUAAAGGCUCACAGGGUGAAUCUGGUAGACCUGGACCGGCAGGACUACAAGGCCUUAGGGGAUUGGCUGGAAGACCAGGAUUGCCAGGAAAAGAUGGACUGGCUGGUGAAAGAGGUCAACCAGGAGCUGAUGGGAAACCAGGUGAACCUGGACCUCAGGGUAUUCAAGGUCUUCCUGGCUUAAUGGGUCUACCUGGAGUUAAAGGAGAUUUGGGUGAACCUGGUCAAGACGGUCAACCAGGACCACCUGGAUCUCCAGGCCCAAGAGGUGAUUCAGGCAAAGAAGGAACCCCUGGUCCUCCAGGUCCUGCAGGACCUCCUGGAGAAAUUGGUGAACGAGGGCCUACAGGCCCCCAAGGAGCUACAGGAUUUCAAGGCCUUCCAGGUGUUGCCGGAAACCCAGGACAACCAGGAAAGGAUGGUGAACCAGGAUUACCUGGUGCUCCUGGCCCAGCUGGCCAACCAGGGGAAAGAGGAGAACGAGGAUUUCCAGGUGAAAGGGGCUUGCAAGGAUCGCAAGGACCUCCAGGAGCUAGAGGAGAGUCCGGUCCUCCUGGGCAAGAUGGACUAAGGGGUCCACCUGGUGAAAAAGGAGCAAAGGGACAUUCCGGGCCAAGUGGUUUACUGGGCUUGCCUGGUUCUCGAGGUGAACCAGGUCCUCGAGGAGCAAAAGGGGACAGAGGUGACCAUGGCCCUGCUGGCCCAGAAGGACCUCAAGGACGACCUGGUGAUCAAGGUCCUCAAGGAUUAGUGGGUCCUGGAGGGCCUCCUGGUGAGGCUGGAGAAAAGGGAGAAACGGGUGCUCCAGGACCGGACGGUCAACCCGGCGCUCCAGGAGUUCAAGGAGAUAGAGGUGCUCCGGGUCCACCAGGUCAACAAGGUUUUCCUGGCCCAGUUGGUCUUCCAGGUGCACCAGGACCGAAAGGUGGAAGAGGACUUCCAGGACCAAAGGGUGAUCAAGGAAAUGUUGGUUCCCCAGGAGCGCCUGGAGAAUCAGGACCUCAAGGACAAGCUGGUCUUCGUGGACCCAAAGGUCCUAGAGGAGAAGAAGGCAAAAAGGGUGAUGCUGGCUUUCCCGGGCCUCCAGGAAGACCAGGAGAACCUGGACAUCCAGGUUCGCCCGGUAAUCCAGGACCCUCUGGACCGCCUGGAAUUCCUGGAAUCAAGGGAGCGCCAGGAGACAGUGGUAAACCAGGUGCACCUGGACCGUCUGGUAAUCCAGGGCAACCAGGUUUUCCAGGACCGAAAGGUGAAGCUGGAUCUGAAGGAGCUCCAGGACUGACUGGUCCACCUGGCCCUUCAGGGCCAGCUGGAGAUCGCGGGCUUCCUGGUAUACCUGGUGUGCAAGGAAGACCAGGUCCCCCCGGACCUCGCGGAUCACCCGGAGAGCGCGGCAUGGAAGGCAAAAGUGGAGCAGAUGGCCCGCCAGGACCUCAAGGUUUACAAGGACCAACUGGACCACCUGGACCACCCGGAGAAGCUGGACCACCAGGUCAUCAAGGAAAAGAAGGACAACCAGGAAUCGCAGGUCGCAUAGGAGACAAAGGACCACCUGGGCCUCCUGGACCUCCAGGUCCACCAGGAGUUCAAGGAAUACAAGGCCCUCCUGGACCAUUGGGAUCUGCUGGACCUACUGGCGAACGAGGUGAACGAGGAGAAACGGGUCCCCGAGGUGUUCCAGGACCUCAAGGUCCAAGAGGUCCACCAGGACCCACAGGUCUCACUGGCAUGAAAGGGGAACGCGGUGACGUUGGAGAGAAAGGAAUGAAAGGACACCGAGGUUUGAUUGGCUUACAAGGAAUACCAGGGUCCCCGGGUGUACCUGGAGAUAAAGGAAUGACUGGACCUCCUGGCCCUCCAGGAAUGGAGGGACCACCAGGUCCUAAAGGUCCACCAGGCAGAGAUGGAAGUCCUGGAAAUCCAGGUUUGAGCGGACCACCAGGGCCUAGAGGACAUUCGGGCGAUGCGGGAAAAGCUGGUCCUGUGGGACCUCCUGGCCCACCUGGACAGCCUGGCCCACCUGGGGAACCAUUUGGAUAUGAUGCCAACACUCUAGCAGCUCUGUUUAGUCAAGGUCAAGUGAAGGGACCAGAUCCACUACUUGGAGAUGAGCCCGAUAAACUGUUCUCUCCUGAUACACCUAUUGAAGAGAAAAAACGACUUGUCUUUGAAUUUUACGAUAAACUUAUCCAAGAAUAUGAAGAGUUCCGAAAACCAACAGGAGAAAAGCAAACUCCAGCUACAACUUGCCGUGACCUUGCUGUUGCUCAUCCUGAAUUAGAGAGUGGCAUGUACUGGGUUGAUCCAAACCAGGGGGAUCCUAAAGAUGCAAUUCAAGUAUUCUGUGAUAUGGAAAAGAGAGCUACCUGCGUAUCUGCUAAGCCCGAACAGGUUCAAAAGAAAAAUCACUUUAACGGGAGAACUCAAGAAAUGUGGUUUAGUUCAAUGGAUGGUGGAUUCACAUUUAGCUACACAGCGGAUCGCAUCCAGAUGAGUUUCCUCCAGCUUCUGAGUAAGGUUGCCGAACAGAAUGUAACAGUACAUUGCAGGAAUGCACUGGUUUAUAAAGACAGUAAACGAAAUGUUCUUAAAAAGGCUGUUAAGUUAAUGGCCUACAAUGAUCUAGAGUUAACUGCCGAUGGAAAUCCGAUGUUUACAUAUUCCGCAAUUCAAGAUAAUUGCAAAUAUCGAGAUAGCAAGUGGGCUCAAACUGUUUUGAAGUAUGAAACAGAUAAACCACAGCGAUUACCAAUUGUAGACAUUGCGUUUAAAGAUAUCGGUUCAAGAAACCAAGAGUUUGGAAUAGACUUGGGACCAGUAUGUUAUUCUUAAUACUGGUGAAGUAUUCAUUUGUGAUAAAAUGCCUACAACAAAGAGAGAAUGAUUAUUAAUAUUAUUCGGGGGAUCACAGUAUCCUAUAACCUGAAGCACUGCCAAUAUUUAUCACGUACAUUUUGUGUAAUAUCAUUCUCAAGCUUAUAUUCAUUUCUCAGUGAUUGUGCAUCCCAGCUCCAAAUUUGAAAACUAAGAAUAUUGUGUUUUACGUAUGUUGUUCAAUUUAGUGUUUUCAAAGACUCAUGUUACAUUUAAACUGAUUUUUGUAAAUUUCUGGACCAAUUCUGUUGUAUACUUGCCACUAUUUUCAAUAAAUUAUAACAUGUUGCUCUUUCAAA
This is a messenger RNA of Stegodyphus dumicola, 4924 nucleotides long. RefSeq lists its product as uncharacterized. The record is from RefSeq and is a predicted model, not a curated record. Gene Ontology annotation, cellular component: extracellular matrix. Lineage: Eukaryota; Metazoa; Arthropoda; Arachnida; Araneae; Eresidae. Gene Ontology annotation, molecular function: protein binding; extracellular matrix structural constituent.